Messenger RNA from Aegilops tauschii subsp. strangulata, 723 nucleotides. RefSeq lists its product as uncharacterized. NCBI's taxonomy places the organism in Eukaryota, Viridiplantae, Streptophyta, Magnoliopsida, Poales, Poaceae. The record is from RefSeq and is a predicted model, not a curated record.
AAAACCCCCGCACUCCGUUCUGCUUGUCCACCCAGCUGAGGGGAUAAUGAAAAGAGAUAGAUAGAUUCGAUGGCCAUGGGCAUGGGCAUGGCAGCCUCCCCCUCUUGCUCCUCCCCUCCAUGGCCAGCCUCCUCCUCCGCACGCAGCCGCAGCAGCAGCUGUUCCCUCCUCUACACAGCCACCACCACUCGCCCUUCCGCUUCUCCGAACGCGCGCCGCCUUGGCCGCCCGCGCGCGCUGCCGGAGACGGCGCUGGUGGCGGCCGGGGUGGCGGCGGCGGGGGUCGCGGCCGCCGUGCUCCUCCGGGGCGACCGGAAGACGGAGCGGCCGGCGCCCGGGGAGCAAGGCGAGAAGCAGGCGGCGGCGGUGGAGGAGUGCCCCGCCUGCGGCGGGAGCGGCCUCUGCCCGCGGUGCAAGGGGGAGGGCUUCGUGUUCAAGGAGGUCGGCGAGGAGGCGGCGGGCCGGGCGCGGCGGGCCGCCAAGAACAUGGCCACCCGCUACACCGCCGGCCUCCCCACCAAGUGGACCUACUGCAACCGCUGCUCCUCCACCCGCUCCUGCACCGCCUGCGACGGCUCCGGCGCCGUCCCCGUCCGCGCUAAAACCACCACCACCAAUUAGCAAAGCUGCCUCUUUUUCAGUAGUAAUUUCUGCAGUCAGUCAAUCUAGCAAGUAUCCAACUGUUCUUCUGCCAUGAAUCAAUCAAUCAAGGGGAAUUCUUCA